Messenger RNA from Grammomys surdaster, 1884 nucleotides. Its product is annotated as netrin receptor DCC-like. Gene Ontology annotation, molecular function: protein binding. Gene Ontology annotation, biological process: cell-cell adhesion. The annotation marks the transcript as partial. The transcript is spliced from 12 exons. The record is from RefSeq and is a predicted model, not a curated record. Lineage: Eukaryota; Metazoa; Chordata; Mammalia; Rodentia; Muridae.
AUGUAUGCUGAAACAUUGAUAUUAACGUCAUUUGUUAUGUCUCGAAUAAGUCUUCUCACUUUGGGUUUCCAAAUUAAACCUUUCACAUCACUUCAUUUUGUGUCUGAACCUUCUGAUGCUGUCACAAUGCGGGGAGGAAACAUCCUGCUCAACUGUUCUGCAGAGUCUGACCGCGGAGUUCCAGUCAUCAAGUGGAAGAAAGAUGGCCUUAUCCUAGCCUUGGGUAUGGAUGACAGAAAGCAGCAACUACCUAAUGGGUCUCUGCUGAUACAAAACAUACUUCAUUCCAGACAUCAUAAGCCAGAUGAAGGACUUUACCAAUGUGAAGCAUCCUUAGGAGAUUCUGGCUCAAUUAUUAGUCGGACAGCAAAAGUUACGGUAGCAGGACCAUUGAGGUUCCUUUCGCAGACAGAAUCUAUCACAGCCUUCAUGGGAGAUACAGUAUUACUUAAGUGUGAAGUCAUUGGAGAACCCAUGCCAACAAUACACUGGCAGAAAAAUCAACAAGACCUCAACCCAAUCCCAGGAGACUCGCGUGUGGUCAUCUUGCCCUCGGGAGCAUUGCAGAUCAGCCGACUUCAACCAGGAGACAGUGGAGUCUACCGAUGCUCCGCUCGGAAUCCAGCCAGCAUAAGAACAGGAAAUGAAGCAGAAGUUAGAAUUUUAUCAGACCCAGGCCUCCAUAGGCAGCUGUAUUUUCUGCAGAGACCGUCCAACGUAAUUGCUAUUGAAGGAAAAGAUGCUGUCCUGGAGUGCUGUGUUUCUGGCUAUCCUCCGCCAAGUUUCACCUGGUUACGAGGCGAGGAGGUCAUCCAACUCAGGUCUAAAAAGUAUUCAUUGUUGGGUGGAAGCAAUUUGCUCAUCUCUAAUGUGACAGAUGAUGACAGUGGAGCCUAUACUUGCGUUGUCACAUACAAGAAUGAGAAUAUUAGUGCCUCUGCAGAGCUCACGGUCUUGGUUCCACCCUGGUUUUUAAAUCACCCUUCCAACCUCUAUGCCUAUGAAAGCAUGGAUAUUGAGUUUGAAUGUGCAGUUUCGGGGAAGCCUGUGCCCACUGUGAAUUGGAUGAAGAAUGGAGAUGUGGUGAUUCCUAGUGAUUAUUUUCAGAUAGUGGGAGGAAGCAACUUACGGAUCCUUGGAGUGGUGAAGUCAGAUGAAGGCUUUUAUCAAUGUGUGGCUGAAAAUGAGGCUGGCAAUGCCCAAAGCAGCGCUCAGCUGAUUGUCCCCAAGCCUGCCAUCCCAAGCUCCAGCAUCCUCCCUUCUGCUCCCAGAGAUGUGGUCCCUGUCUUGGUUUCAAGUCGCUUUGUCCGUUUGAGCUGGCGUCCACCUGCAGAAGCAAAAGGGAACAUUCAAACCUUCACUGUUUUUUUCUCCAGAGAGGGUGACAACAGGGAGCGAGCUUUGAAUACAACCCAGCCUGGGUCCCUUCAGCUUACUGUGGGAAACUUGAAACCAGAAGCCAUGUACACCUUCAGAGUUGUUGCCUACAAUGAGUGGGGACCAGGGGAGAGUUCUCAACCCAUCAAGGUGGCCACUCAGCCUGAAUUGCAAGUUCCAGGGCCAGUAGAAAACCUGCACGCUGUAUCUACCUCACCUACCUCAAUUCUUAUUACAUGGGAACCCCCUGCCUAUGCAAAUGGUCCAGUCCAAGGUUACAGAUUGUUCUGCACUGAGGUGUCUACAGGAAAAGAACAGAAUAUAGAGGUUGAUGGACUAUCUUAUAAACUGGAAGGCCUGAAAAAAUUUACGGAAUAUACUCUUCGAUUCCUAGCUUAUAAUCGUUAUGGGCCAGGAGUAUCUACUGAAGAUAUAACAGUUGUUACACUUUCAGAUGUGCCAAGUGCUCCACCUCAGAACAUCUCACUGGAAGUGGUUAAUUCAAGG